AUGGACCACAAUGCCCGCGAGAAAGAGCGCGAGGUGAAAGAUUUAAUCCGACGCUCGUUUUCUGGAAGUGCCGACCGGGCGGGUGCCUUGCGUAAAAAGACCCUUAACAAGCUGAUAGAGUGCACACGUACCGGACACCCCACUCUGAAGACUCUGGCAGCAGAGAAUAUCCCUAAACUUCUUAUUGAGUUCCCGGAGCUGGAAGAGGACGCCAUUAAUGCGGUAUAUGAUCUGUGUGAGGACCAGACAGCGAGCGUUCGCAAAUCGGGAUAUGGCGCUAUAACGGCGGUUUCGAAGGCGGCGGGCAAGUGGGUGAGGCGAAAUACAGACGUGCUGUUGCAACUACUUCAGAGCGACGAGAAAGAUGAGGUAGUGGUUGUCAAGAAGGCACUGCUGGAACACCUCGACCUCGAUGCGCGCGUCACUCUCAGUGUUCUUUGCGAUCAAGUCAUGCCUCCUACACCGGAAAUGAUAGAUGCCGAUGAACUGGCUAUGAGGGCCCGCUUACGGUUGCUGGUACUCGCAUUCCUUGAAGGGGAUGUAAUGAAAGCCAUUGUCGAGAGGCGUUGUACCGCGGAGGACGCUCUUGUCGAGACACUGUUUGCGGUAAUCCCGAAGUUGCCUGCUGAAGAAGUGAAAACUGUCCUUGAACAACUUCUGCUGCGGCUACCCUCCUUUAAGCGUCAGUCAAGCUACGCCAAUACCCUCCUGCAAAUUCUGGUAGAAGCAACAAGCUCGACAUUCAAGCACGAGUUGAAGCAACGUAGCUCGCUUGUCGCAGCACGCAUUUAUAUGGAUCUUGUGGCCCAUAUCGUUGUUCAGAAAGCUCUGGUUUCUCCAAUAGAGCUUCUUCGCUUUUACCUGGGAAAUACUGUGGCCAAGAUGACACUGCAUCAACUCUCACCCUCCGACCAGGUGUUUGUCAUCUGCAACAUGGCUGAAACACUGGCUGUGUGCGAAAAGGAUGCUAAAAUCAGCCGUUCAUCCCAGUAUACGCCUCUCCGCAAUCAGUCUGUGGACGCUUCCCCCAACUUAUUUGAGUGCUUAGCAAAAAGUGAUCUCACAAAUACUCGAACAUUCAACGGAUCCAAGGCUUUGCUUGAAGCAUGUCAACGCCGUAAAAUCACCGGGUGGACAGUUCCCUCACAUUUCCGCACAUCAUUGGACCUUCUGCGAGCUAAAGCUGAGCAAGACAAGAAGAAUGAAGUGCAAGUGCUUAUCAGGUCAAUAACCGCGCCGCCUUCAAGCUCUCCUCAACCAAUACCUAGCACCAAUUCUCAAGUACAGGCAGGCCCCAGUCGACCGAAAGGAGCACCACCACCUCCCGUUUCUUUAAUGCGAUCGCGACCACUUGGAACAAAUUCCAUUUCUUCUGAGCUUCGUCGUAACAGCUCCGGUAGUUUGAUGCUAAACGAGAACAAACACAGCAUCGCAGCCGACAGCUCGCCUCGCCCGCCAAAACGGAUGAGAACGGAGAGCGAUGCCCCACCGUCUCUAUUGAUUCGACUUGGUCAGGCGAACACGAAUGGGAGAGCGACUGCGGAUUCCACAACCACAUCCGUAACGUCGGAGGUUACUGGUGGAUUUAGUAUCAAAGGCGCUGCAAGGGCAUCAUUCACAGGGGUGCCUGUUCGUCAGCCGAAAAACCCAGCACCAUCGUCGUUGUUGGAUCGUAUUACAAUGCAAGAUGGAGGAGGCGAGGGUGGGAAAGUGGCGAAGAAUUUCAGACGGUGGUGA
Mycena indigotica is the source of this 1737-nucleotide messenger RNA. RefSeq lists its product as uncharacterized. NCBI's taxonomy places the organism in Eukaryota, Fungi, Basidiomycota, Agaricomycetes, Agaricales, Mycenaceae. Gene Ontology annotation, cellular component: nucleus. The record is from RefSeq and is a predicted model, not a curated record. Gene Ontology annotation, biological process: negative regulation of apoptotic process. The transcript is spliced from 9 exons. Gene Ontology annotation, molecular function: RNA binding. Bases 1 to 1737 code for a protein of 578 amino acids.